Pararge aegeria (speckled wood butterfly) is the source of this 669-nucleotide messenger RNA. RefSeq names its product lysozyme 2-like. Bases 193 to 669 code for a protein of 158 amino acids. Gene Ontology annotation, molecular function: lysozyme activity; hyaluronic acid binding. The transcript has 5 exons. The record is from RefSeq and is a predicted model, not a curated record. Gene Ontology annotation, biological process: cell adhesion. Lineage: Eukaryota; Metazoa; Arthropoda; Insecta; Lepidoptera; Nymphalidae.
CGAACACGCCGUUUAGUUCCUUACACAGAUAAUAUAAAUAUGCAAGGAGUUAAAUAAUAAUGAAGUGUUUAUAAUUUAAUUGAAGUCAAAUUGUGUUCGUGUGAAUUAAGUUUUGUUAAUGAAGUUACAUUGGUCGCUUUGAAGUUGGAUUUCGUUUUAUCUGGAAUUAAAAGUAAUCAGCAUCGGUUCAGCAUGACAACUGGCAUGCAAGUUGCGCUGCCGGUCUGUCUGUUCGCUGCGAUCUUCCUUUGGACCGGUUCCGCAGGUGUAUUCAUUCCGAAUCUGACAGAAGCGUGCUAUCGCUGUCUUUGCUUUGUGGCCACCAAGUGUGAAAUCUCGCAUAGCUGCACAGCGGGUUACUGUGGCCCCUUCAACAUAUCCAGAGUAUACUGGGUGGACUCUGGUAGAGUCACACUGCCUGAUGACGACCCUGAGAGGAAUCAUGCGUGGGAAGACUGCGCAAGGCAAUACGACUGCGCCAAAGGAAUUAUAGAAGGGUACUUACAGAGGUAUGGAAGAGACUGCAGUGGAGACGGCGUCACAGACUGCUUUGACUACAUGAUGGUGAACGGUAAUGGUGGACCCGGAUGCACGGCGCCGCUGAAUGGCAGCGUCAACGGUAGACGCUGGUUGGAACGAUAUGAGCUGUGUCGAAAUUCAUUAUAUUAA